CUCGGGGAGCUUUUAUUUCGAAAAACCAUGACACGGCGGAAGUAAACAAUAAUCACGUUACAACCCGGAAGUGUUGUGUUUCAGUGAUUAACGUGUGAAAAGAGCAGAAUGAUCCAUUUCUCGUGUGAAGAAGCGUUAAUGGAGAAGCUGCAGACACCGACCAGCCGCUGCUAGUCUCCCCCGCGGCCGAAGCCCCGCAGCCAGAGGCGGUUCCGUGCGAGCAGCGACGCCCCGAUGCCCGCGUCCCCGACGGAGACAAAUCAGCUCCCUGUGUUUACACCCCGGCGGAGAGCGGCCGUUUCCCCGCAGUGUGUCGUUAGCUAACCGAGCGGCCGCGACUCUUCUCCAGGCGAAGGACGGAAAAACAACAUGGCUGAACUGCACGUCGUGGAGCCGAGCGCCACGGGCACCAUCGGGCAGCCCGAGCACCGCGGCUCCGUGCGCCUGGCUUCGCCCACUCUCAUGGUUCCUCCGCGGGGCAGCCAGCUCAGCCCCGGCGCGGUGUCCGGCGGCGGCAGCGGAGGAGGAGGAGGAGGACGGACGGUGUUCGGGUUCCCGGGGAAGAGCAGCCCCGUGUCCCCGUCCGAACCGGCGGACAAGCCGGGAUCCCGGUGGGUCCGGCUGAACGUCGGUGGGACCUACUUCAUCACGACCAAACAGACGCUGUGCAGGGACCCGAAAUCCUUCCUGUUCCGCCUGUGUCAGGAAGACCCGGACCUGGACUCCGACAAAGACGGCACAGGAGCCUACCUGAUCGACAGGGACCCCACAUACUUCGGCCCCAUCCUGAAUUACCUUCGACACGGAAAACUGAUCAUGGACAAAAAUCUGGCUGAGGAAGGGGUUCUGGAGGAAGCGGAGUUCUACAACAUCGCGUCCCUGGUGAGGCUGGUUAAAGAGAGGAUACGGGACAACGAGAACCGGACGUCUCAGGGCCCCGUGAAGCAUGUGUACCGAGUACUACAGUGCCAAGAGGAGGAACUCACACAGAUGGUCUCAACCAUGUCGGACGGUUGGAAGUUUGAGCAGCUCAUAAGUAUCGGCUCCUCAUAUAACUACGGCAACGAGGACCAGGCAGAGUUUCUAUGUGUAGUUUCCCGGGAACUCAACAACUCCACCAACGGCAUCGUCAUCGAGCCCACCGAGAAGGCCAAGAUCCUGCAGGAGCGAGGCUCGCGGAUGUGAAGAGACGCGGCUCCUGAGAGAAAUAUCACCUUAUCAACAAAAUCAAAACAACAACAUAAACCUUUUCUCCAUGAGUUUCCCCCAAAUCACCUUUCUGCCAUCACUAACACCUUCAUCAUCGUCAUCAUCUACCCCCUUCUUCCCUCUCCUCUGGUGUGCCUUUCCACAGCGGGGGCCCCCUGACGCCUGCCCUCUCCUGCAGUGCCGCAACUCGACCCUGACUUGUCUUCUCGUUUGUCCUCCUCCGUCGCCGGCUGUGGAGCCCGUUGGGAGGAGUUCAAACGAGAUCUCACGUGAGCCGUUGUCCUCAUAGCAGCUUUUUGAUGGUCAGUGUCAUGGCGGCGCAGGCUACGGUGCUGAAUGUAGCCUCUUGUUGUUGUGAGUGGAUGGAGGCCCAGCACAGAGCUACUACUCAUCAUCAUCAUCAUCUUCAUCGAUACUUUCAUCAACAUCAUCGCUGUCGAGACAGGAAGCUCGCUCGCUCUGAUACAUUUGUCGACUACGAAGAAACCUCCUCAGGACUCUCACAGGACAUAAAGGAAUGAACACAACUCCACUGACUGAGCCGCUCUCUUUACCCGGAUCUGUUAAUGGAGCAGAAAUCGAACGCCCGCCGUCUCCCAGACUCCUCGGCUGACGUCUGAGGCGAGUCGCGGCACAACAAACCAAGCCGGGUGUUCCAGAGGCGGAGGAUAAGACGGAGCAGUCGCAGGAGUCCGAUCGCUCCGUUUGCCUGGUGCGGCAUUUCCUCUCCGCUCUCUGGUCUUUGGAAGCAGCUGAAACGAGUGACAGGUUCUCCUCUCUCAGACGCCCUGUCUUGAAUCGCUGUGGCGACGCCGCUGCACCUUGCUCCUCCUGUCUCCGGUCUAUAGGCUCGAUCUGGUCUGUUCCCACGGGGAGAAAAUUUGGGGAAAUUUUAGCGCAAAAAAAACAAAAGACUCAAAAAGACUUCACCUGUGUACAAUUUGUCAAGGCAUGUGAGGAAUCUAUAUAAAUCUAUAUAGGCUACAUGAUGAAAUUAUAUGAAAAAUUGAAUGCAAAUGGUGUAAUUAUUGGUUUCUGUAUCAUAGUUGUUACAUAUUUACAUAUUCUGGUGGGUGAGUUUAUUUAAACGAUGGAGAGAAUAUCACUUUUCCUGGAGGUUUCCCAGCCGCUCACAUGUGUGUGUGGGUACGUGUGCGCAGUGCCUCUCUGCUUUCUGUCCACGACUGAAAUAUCACACGUUUCUCAGCUGCACGUUUUCUGUAGUGUUCCUCAAAACAAAAAAGAAUUGUCACCCAAGUUUUCUCUUAAAUAUCCUAAGUUGAUCUCUUGCAUAUCUUAAAAUUGUAAUUAGGGACAAGGAAAACUACUUCCUGUCGCUGCCAUUUGUCCAGACGAGCGCGGCGUGGCAGGGGAUCGGACAGUGGCCAGUCUGUAUGCUGCCUCAAACCCCUGAAGCCCCCGGCUCAUAUCCAGUCACUCAUCUCCACACCCGGGCGACUGUGUUGUCUUACGUUCUGCAGCACUUGUAGCAACUGUGGCGAAAGCUGAAUCGUCCUCCUCGCGCUUACGGCCCCGAGAUACCUGAGCUCACGUGGUCACGGAGACGUGCGUCCUGUCAGUGAACCUGUCGGACGGGACGUGUGUGUCCGGCUUUCAGAGGGAAGCCUUUAUUUCUGACGUCAUGUGAUUUAUCUCUGCCAGCACAUGGCUACUAACAUGGCUAAAGUACUUUUCUCUUCAAAUACACUUGACAUUACGUUGCUGUGUGAUGAUGCUGCUUUUAAGACUCGUUACAACAUCGGACCAACGUGCAAAUACAGAUUUUUAUUGCGAAAAUCAAUUAUCAGUACAAAUAUAUAUAUACAAAUAUGUUUUCAAAUUAAUGCUCAAAAGUAUUUAUGACUUUUAUGCAAGUAAUAUGGAAUCAGAUUCAAAUUCAGCUUCUGAUUCACAGUUUCCAAAACUGGGCUAAAAGAAAGAGCUGAAGCAUUGGUUUGUUUUAUAUUUGUUGAUAAUUGUAUUUGAGGGUUUUAUUGUUUUCUAACUUUGUUCACUUAUAAAUUGAAUAUAUUUGGGUUUUUAGAUGUUUGGUCGGACAAGAUGAGGCAAGUGAACACGUCUCCUUGAUUCUGUUAUCGACAAAAUAAUCAACUUAUUAGUUUGGAAUCGUUUUUUUCAGCCUUUAGCAGUCAAACCAACUAUGUCUGCACCGAGAGAUUAUUUCCAGUUUUCAAUUAAUUCAUUUCUUAUUCUAUGAAAACAAACCCGUCUCCUCCUCUCUGAAACCGAGGCGAUUCCUUCAAAUGGCGCACGACAGAGAAAAGCAGCAGAAUCUUACUUUAACAAAAAAACUGCAAACAGUUGAAUUAAGAAUAAACGUGAGUUGACUGGUGUGAGCGCAGCCUCGUUACACGAGCAACUUAAUGCAACGUUUGACUCAUAUUCACACAUAUCAGGCUGAAAAUGGAAACACCUCAUUGUGACCCGUGGUGCAGACCAGACGUUUCAUCAGUGCACCUUUCUGCCUGAGGGGCGUCCGGUGUGCACGUGGCCGACACCGAUCACUGGCAUCGAUCACUUUGAUACGCCACCUUUUGUACAAAGAGCAUAUUUGAUGCAGUUAUGUUAUAUCAAGCAUGAACAAAAAAGAAUGUGUUUAAUGGGAAAAAAAAUGUACCGUUGCUGUUGUCAUGCUCAGUCAGGCCUCAGAGCUCAAACUUUGAUGUGACUUCUUCUUCGUUGUUUCAUUUUUUUUAUUUCCCCUCUCGAGUGUGUGUGUGUGUGUGUGUGUGUGUGUCGUGCAGUUUUCUUCUUCUCCGAGUCGUGUGCAGACUGACGUGUUCUGCUGAAAACGCCCAAACGUCUCAUCGAGGAGCACUUUGUUCUUCUCCCUUGUGUUUUUCUCUCUGGGCCUUUUGCAAAGCACCUUGGGUGUCGUUUCCCUUCGUCUGUGUCCAGUGUUGUGCCUUUGACCUGUGUUGUGCACAGUUGUUCUCCCCUCUUAUCAUAAGGUGCCUCGCAUACCUUAAAAAAGCCAGGAGGCGCCGACCCGAGGUAAAAUGUAUGACACGGUUUCUGUCGUUGGUGUUUCAGUGAGAGGCAAAGCCAAACAGUUCCAUUAUCCCCUGCAUCGUUUCAAGUUUGACUCUGUAACUACGAAAUGAAAAAGGCGAACAUCUGCUUUCUUUGUGCCAUCGCAUCGAGUUGAAUCCGCCCACGAUCCCGUAAACUCCCGGAGAUUCCGACCUGUGCGUCUCUGCUGUAAACCCCCGGUGGCCGGUUUACAGAACCUGUGAAUGGGAGGGAAGCUUUUAUCUUAGUAAAACUCCAGCAGUGCACUUGUUAUCAGAAAUCCAUUGAUCUAUAGACUCCACUUUGUUACUUUGGCUUCACUCUUUCCUCCGGUUGCAUGCCGAAGCCACCUCCACCCUCCGACUUUUAGAUGUGUGUAAUCGAACUUUAAAGCACUUACUGUACCUGUCACCUUUGUGAACCCAGUUUGAUCUUAGCGUCGGUUGCGUAGUUCAGUGGCUCCCGACCUUUUUGGUGGGUUCAACUCCUCGAAGAGAUCGUUGAGAUAUGAAGUGAGAGGAAAAACAUAUUCUGACUUUUUUAUUAGCCGUGCUGUCUGUCGGCCCACCUCUUGGGUCCGAUCUCGGAAUUCGUGGUCCCAUAGGUUGAACCUUACUGACUGAACUAAUGACAUGACUUUUAAUAUCACUUGUUAAUUUGCAGUUGUUACACAGCAACUCUCACUGGCAGCGUUGCUGAAAACUCUUUUCUUGUGAUUUAUCACAUGAUUUAACUUCUUUGGGAAUAAAGUGGAACAGUGGAAAAUAAGUCCCUGUCUCCUUGAACUGGUUACACCUGGUAAAUAUAUGCAACUUGUGAUGACGCCUUUGAUUCAAAGCCUAAAAGGUUGGGUCCCACUGACGCAGCUGAACUUUUUAGUGCGGUUAUCGUAAUAGCAACCAUUUUUUUUAAACAAGAAAAGAACUUUUGAUUAUUAGUUUUUACUUUCACCUGCACUAGCUAGACGACAGAUGAUGUGCAAUGUUAACAAAUCUGCAAAAAAUUAUACAUACAUAUAUAUAUAUAUAUAUAAAUAUAAAUAUAUCUGUUGUUUGGGCACGUGAAAACAUGAGAGCAUGUUGUUCUAGAGAUUACGAUGUUGUGUGCUGGAUUUUGUCCGACCUCUGUGGUAGUGCAAAGUGUACGUGAUGCAUGGUGUGGGGGGGGGGGCAGAGGGACGGCAUGGCUCUGUGGUUCGUAGGUGUAGAUUUCUUGUGUGGAACAGUUUGUCGACAACAUUUUUCUCUAUUCACAUGUUCCGUUUUCUUUGUCUUUUGUAUCUUUGACGCGUCGGCUCAACCUAACGGUAGAUAAAGAAUAGCUAGCUUCGAAGACAAACUAACCAAUCAGAUCGCCUCUCCCGCCUCUCCCCCACCUGGGUUUAUAUAGCAUUUACGUGACCCCCCCGCAGGUCAACUCACAGAAAGAAAGGUUUCUUUACUUCAUGGGUCAUUUUGCCAGUUAAUCUGUAAACACCUGCAUGCGUUUGUGGGACAUGCACACUUGUACUCUCAUUUAGACGUACUCUGAAAUGUCACCUAUUUACACUUUUGUGUUCAUUUAUCAGCAGUAUUGAUGUCAAAUGUGAAUAUCGUCAGCGGAGACUGUGGGAAAAAUGUUCGGAAGCUGACAAAAACGUUUUGUCCGAUUUUUGUUUAUUUCACUUUUAUUUAUUUUGUAUUUUUUGAAUUUUGUCUACCGAUGUUGUUUCUUUACAUGUAACGAUUUUGACAGAAGCCGGUCUGGUUUUUAAUCAUAAAAUGUGUCUGUGUUUUAAAA
Molecule: messenger RNA, 6021 nt
Organism: Hippoglossus stenolepis (Pacific halibut)
Lineage: Eukaryota; Metazoa; Chordata; Actinopteri; Pleuronectiformes; Pleuronectidae
Gene: kctd2
Product: potassium channel tetramerization domain containing 2
Exons: 6
Coding region: 370-1185 (271 amino acids)
Biological process (GO): proteasome-mediated ubiquitin-dependent protein catabolic process; protein homooligomerization
Cellular component (GO): cytoplasm; Cul3-RING ubiquitin ligase complex
Molecular function (GO): cullin family protein binding
Source: RefSeq, a predicted model, not a curated record